GCUCAUCUGAUUGUCUGUACAUAUACUUUAUUAAUAAUGCGUUAACUGCGUUUGGUAUUUUAAAUCAAAAGCUCGGUGGGCAGGAACACUGCGUGAUCAGAUGACUUAUUUAGUAAGCUAUGGGUAACACAGCAACUUUUUAAUUACAUGGGCGUGGAUGAGGACCACAGACGGGGGGACUGUCUCGUUUUAUAAAACCAUGAAGGUCUGCAGAUGUGCUGAGGAAAAACUUGCCUCUCCAUCACUCUACUUCCGCAUCAAACAUGCUUUUAACGCUCAACAUGUCCCGCUGAGCGCAACACUGAAGUAAAUGCUGUUUGAAUCGUUUUGCAUGUUUUCAACAUUAACCUCACAGAAACGUCUGAGUGGGACGCAGCAGCAGACUGCAGAGAUCAUAUGGAAGGGAAACUGGACAUGGAUGAUGUUUCUCUAACCCGUCAUGAGCAUCAACGGGGUUCGAGGAAGUCCUUCCACGGCAGACCCAAACUCACUGGCAGUCCCAAACUGGACAAAAAAGACAGAAAGCAAGAAAGUGGGUUUUGGAUAUUUAAAAAGAAACGACAAAAUGGUUUGGACCGAGCGUUGUCUUCGUCUCAACCCAAUCUGCACAGUGUGGCAGCCGCUUCGGAUGGUGGUGAGAGCGGGAGGAUGCGCCGCCGCCUGCCGGAGCAGAGUGUCGGUACGGCGGCCCCAGCAGCAGCGUCGCUCGGUGCGGAGAUCCAGAUGCCCAAAAGAACAGUCAGCUCCAAACCGACACUCUCCGAUUUGGUGCAGUCCCCACAUAAACCUGCUAUGCAGUGGUCCACAUGCACCGAUGAUGCUGUGAUGAAUGGUAACGAGGAUAAGAUCAAUAAAAGUGUGGGCAUUAAUGCAGCUGGUAACGGUGGAGCACAGCCUUCACUGCCAACUUCAGCAAUGUACCAGUUAGACAUCGUGCUGAAAAGAGGAAACAACCUUGCCAUUCGAGACAGAGGCGGAACAAGUGACCCAUAUGUGAAGUUCAAAAUUGCUGGCAAAGAAGUUUUCCGCAGUAAAAUCGUCCACAAGAACCUGAACCCAGUUUGGGAUGAACGUGUUUGUCUGAUAGUGGACAAUUUACAAGAGCCUCUGUAUUUUAAGGUGUUUGACUAUGAUUUUGGCCUUCAAGAUGAUUUUAUGGGCUCAGCUUACCUGUACCUUGAUUCUCUGGAGCUCCAGAGACCUCUUGAUGUUCGGUUGGACCUUCAGGAUCCUCACUGCCCCGGUCAGGACCUGGGCUCUCUGGAGCUGGUGGUCACUCUGUUCCCAAGAAGCACAGAGGACCGAGAGGCCCUGCGACAAGCGCAGCAGCAGCAGAGUCUUCAGCUGUCGGACCUGCACAGAAAGUCUCAGCUGUGGAGGGGCAUUGUGAGCAUCAGACUCAUCGAGGGUCGCAACCUCAUCCCCAUGGACCAGAACGGUCUGAGCGACCCAUACGUCAAGUUCAAACUAGGCCCUCAGAAGUACAAGAGUAAGACAAUCCCCAAAACCCUUAACCCUCAGUGGAGGCAGCAGUUCGACUUGCAUCUGUAUGACGAGGAGGGAGGAAUUCUGGAGAUCUCCGUUUGGGAUAAAGACAUUGGAAGGAGAGAUGACUUUAUUGGCCAGUGUCAGCUGGACCUGUCAAAGUUGAGCAGAGAGAAGACCCAUGAGCUGGAACUUGAGCUGGAGGAGGAUAAAGGGACACUGGUACUCCUGGUGACUCUGACCGCCACAGUCACGGUGUCCAUCUCUGACCUGUCUGUCAACCUACUGGACGACCCAGACGAACGCCAGCAGAUCAUUAAGAGAUAUAGUCCACUGAGGUCGUUCCUUAACCUGAAGGAUGUCGGAGUCGUGCAGGUGAAGAUCCUGCGGGCCGAGGAGCUGAUGGCUGCUGAUGUCACAGGAAAGAGCGACCCGUUCUGCAUUGCAGAGUUGUGUAACGAGCGUCUGCAGACACACACGGUCUACAAGACACUGAAUCCUGAGUGGAAUAAAGUCUUCACCUUUAACGUGAAAGACAUUCACUCAGUGCUGGAGAUCUCCGUGUACGACGAGGACAGAGACCGCAGUGCUGAUUUCCUGGGUAAAGUGGCCAUCCCGUUAUUAAACAUCCGCAACAGUGAACAGAAGGCCUACGUCUUAAAAAACAAGGAGCUGACAAGGCCAACAAAGGGGGUCAUCUUUCUCGAAGCAGACGUCAUCUUCAACGCCGUGAAAGCCAGUUUGCGGACGUUCGUUCCACCAGAACAGAAGUACAUCGAAGAGGAGUCCAAAGUCUCUAAACAGAUGCUGCAGCAGAAUUUUAACCGAGUGAAGCGCUGCGUCCUCUUCCUCAUUAACGUGGGCUCCUACAUCAACAGCUGUUUUCAAUGGGAGUCCCCCCGCAGGAGUUUAUGUGCUUUCUUGAUCUUUGUGGUGGUGGUUUGGAAUUUUGAGAUCUACAUGGUUCCAUUGUCCCUGCUGCUGUUACUGAGCUGGAAUUACUUCCGGCUGGCCUCGGGGAAGGAGUCGCACGAGGGGAGCGUGGAAGCGAUGGAGGACCUUCUCGAGGAUGUGGAUGAAGAAUAUGACAAAGAUGACAAGGACUCUGAGAGAAAGGGCUUCUUGGACAAAUUCUACGCAGUUCAAGAUGUGAUCUUAACGGUUCAAAAUGCUCUGGAUGAAGUGGCCUGCUUUGGGGAAAGAGUGAAGAACACGUUUAACUGGUCUGUGCCUUUUCUGAGCUGGUUAGCCAUAACGGUUCUAUGUGCCGGUGCCACACUAAUAUACUUUAUUCCACUACGAUACAUUGUGCUGGUCUGGGGUAUCAAUAAAUUCACCAAAAAACUUCGGAACCCCUACAACAUUGAGAACAACGAGCUGCUGGACUUCCUGUCUAGAGUUCCAUCAGAUAUCCAGCUGAUUCAAUACAAAGAGCUCAAACCGGAGACUUCUGCAAGUCCAAGCAAGAAAAGGAAGAACAACCCCGGAUAGAUGCUGAACUGGGACUUUACGUUUCUGAAUCAACAGCCUCCAAAGCACUGUUCACGUACAAUACACUGUGAGAGUUGCAAAUCUUUAAAAGGAGAUAUAUUUCUAUUAUUAUUUAUGCAAAUUUGCACAACUAUAAUAGCUCAAAACCUACUUUUUCAUGUAAUAUAUUUUGUAUUAUAUACACAUAUAUAUACAAUGAACCUUUUUAUUUAAAGAGAAAAAUGCUGCAAGCCGGAUUCAAACUUGUGUCGCCCAUAAGAGCACCAUAGCUCAAAAAACAUGUGCCUACCACUUGGUCGCAGCUACAGCAAAUUAGACUUUUUAAAUGUUGAGUCUAUAUAAUGUGGCUUCUGGUGCAAAAGUAUCAGCCUGAAAAUGUUAUUUUGCAAAUGUCUGCACAGUUAAGUGUUAUAAAUGCAACAGUCUUUUUUGAAAACACCCAAAGACUUUACAGUGAACUUUACACAUUGAGAUUGCUCUAUAAUAUAAUUUUCCUUGGAUAACUUUCAAUCCACAAGCACAGGGAGAAACUGCACGCUGUGCAUUUAAAUGGAAAGAAUGUACACGUGCAUAUGAAAAGUAACUGUAAAUAUACAUGUUGUUCUAAGUAUAAAUGUUGUUCUUUAUCCAUGACAGAUGUCAUAUGCUGAUCACUGUUCAUAUGCUAUGAUGAAAUUGUAUUUUAUUGUAAUAUUUGUACAUUGUUUUGCUUGUUAAUGAUUUGUCAAUGAGCAAGUAACUGUUAAGCAUAUAUACUCAAGCAGAUCAAUUAUUAUUAUUAGAAAGAAUUAUUUGUGAACAUGUAAAGAAAAAAAAGGCAUCUUCAUACAGGGCUGAAACCAACUAAUGAAAAUCUCUCUUUGUGAACUUUCGGAUAUUUAUUUUCAAAAACUAUGAAAUAAUACACCUUUUUCUGAAUGUU
This is a messenger RNA of Carassius gibelio (silver crucian carp), 3898 nucleotides long. RefSeq names its product multiple C2 and transmembrane domain-containing protein 1-like. NCBI's taxonomy places the organism in Eukaryota, Metazoa, Chordata, Actinopteri, Cypriniformes, Cyprinidae. The transcript has 20 exons. The record is from RefSeq and is a predicted model, not a curated record. Gene Ontology annotation, cellular component: synaptic vesicle membrane. Gene Ontology annotation, molecular function: calcium ion binding. Bases 397 to 2976 code for a protein of 859 amino acids. Gene Ontology annotation, biological process: regulation of neurotransmitter secretion.